CCGGACGCGUUGGUCAUCGUUUCAACACUUGCCAACAAUGCGUUUUGACGUGAAGCCGGUCACGGCGGUAUGUUCCUGCCUCGUCAUGGCAGCUGUGUACGUGGGCAUCCUGUACUGCUGCCCCAAGGGCAUUCGAAGUCUUCCUCGCGACCACCCUCGCCAUAUCCUAGCUCGGUUCGCGCUCAUUGUCGUUGCCUGUGCUGGGUUCCCCUUCUUCCUGCAAUUGUUCGCAUCGGAGAAAGAGGACGGCGGCGUCACCCUAGCCUACAAACUCGGGUUCCACGCCAACGUGCUCGAGACAGUCACAUGCACGCUGCUCGCAGUGCUGCUGACGAUGCUUCUGUUCGCAGGCUCCAUCGUGUCCAACAGUCUCGAAGUGUACGCCAUCAAGCAGCACAACUGCGGCGCGACCUGGCUCGAUGCAUUUCGUGAGACUCAAGUCUAUCGCAACUUUACCCUUGAUCGAUUGCCGACAUUGCGCACCCUCAUCUUUGGUCCGUUGACAGAGGAGUUUGCCUUUCGCAGCUGCAUGUUGCCGCUGCUGAUGGAUGCUGGCUGGUCCGUCUCCACUACGAUCUUUGCGAGCCCCUUGGCCUUUGGUGUGGCCCAUGUACACCACUUGAUUGAUCACAUUCGGAGCGGUCGACCUGUUCGUACAGCCGUGGCGAUCGUUGUGUUUCAGUUGCUCUACACGACUGUGUUUGGCAUCUACGCCAGCUUUGUGUUUCUGCGAACAGGUCACUUUUACGCGGUGGUUGGUGUCCACUCAUUCUGCAACCUCAUGGGGUUCCCCGAUCUAUCGUUUCUGAAUGCAGACCACCCCCUUUACCGCUUUCAGCCACUCAUUCUGGGCACGUACAUUUGCGGCAUCGCGGCGUUUUCAACGGCGUUGUUUCCACUUACAGGAGUGUUCCCGUCCCUGUAUUGGCCAUCAUCGUCCUAACUAUCAACAAGAUAAUACCACCUACAUGAACGUUGCUUGGAUUAUUCGACUAUCAACUAUUAAUAUAUACUGUACCUCUCUGCGCCUUGCUUUCUCAUGUACUAGUAGUACAUAUACUAGUAUCUACAAUUCAGGUUGUACUCGAGCUACUGUGUUCGUCCGAUGGAGAGGGGGUUGGUUAGUGGGGCACAGGACACUGUCCAGGGUUGAUUGAUGUCAUCCCGGGUACAGGACACUGGCCGGUGGGAAUCACGGAUGUCGCCGGCUCGACUUCUUUGGGUCGUCGAAACGUCACACUGUGCAAGUACUUGCCCGUCUUGGCCAUCUGCUUCUCCUUGUCGGUCGGGUCUUGUUGUCCGUGGUAUAAUAUCGGGCACAUAGCAGUCAUCAUGAAAGCAUACACAUGUCGCCACGCCGCUUCCAUCUCGGCAUUCCACACGCCGUCGCCCGAGCACUCGCGGACCGCGGUCAGCAGCACGUUCCCCAACACGUUGUAGUAGCCCAUCUUGACCUUGUAUUUGUUGUGGCGAUAUGCCAAGUCCACAACCUUUUCAAUCGCGUUCUCCACGUUCGCUUCGUUGGUCACGGUCUGCACGAUGCUGAUCAGCGCCUUGCCUUGGAUGAUGAUACUGGCCCGGAACAGUGGCUUCACUUCGGGCGCAGUCUUGAACAACGACCCGUAAAAGUAGUCGUAGAAGAACACGACGGGGGAGCUGCCAGGGGCCACCUUGGCCUUCAUCCCUGGCGUGUUGCCGCUCGCGAUGGCUUCCCAAGACGACAGCACGAUCUCGCGCAUCCUGGUCGUGACUUUGCACGCUUCCAUGGCAAAGUUGGGGCAAUGGAUCUGCAGGUACUUGAAGUACUUUGGAUGCAGUACCAGCCCCCCUUCUUUGGUCUGUGUCAGGGCCUGCACAGAGUACUUGAUGCCCAUAGCUUUCGCCGCUUUCAACGGUGCGCCGAGAGACAGGCGAUAACAGUGAAUAAUAC
Aphanomyces astaci is the source of this 1930-nucleotide messenger RNA. RefSeq lists its product as hypothetical. The record is from RefSeq and is a predicted model, not a curated record. Bases 38 to 943 code for a protein of 301 amino acids. Gene Ontology annotation, biological process: CAAX-box protein processing. Gene Ontology annotation, cellular component: endoplasmic reticulum membrane. Gene Ontology annotation, molecular function: metalloendopeptidase activity. Lineage: Eukaryota; Oomycota; Saprolegniomycetes; Saprolegniales; Verrucalvaceae. The transcript has 8 exons.